Malassezia globosa CBS 7966 is the source of this 951-nucleotide messenger RNA. RefSeq lists its product as uncharacterized. The coding region runs from base 1 to 951 and encodes 316 amino acids. The record is from RefSeq and is a predicted model, not a curated record. Gene Ontology annotation, molecular function: FAD binding; D-amino-acid oxidase activity. The transcript has 4 exons. Gene Ontology annotation, cellular component: cytoplasm. Gene Ontology annotation, biological process: D-amino acid catabolic process. Lineage: Eukaryota; Fungi; Basidiomycota; Malasseziomycetes; Malasseziales; Malasseziaceae.
AUGCCGGGUAAACACGCUGUUGUCGUAGGUGCAGGUGUUCUUGGUCUCACCAGUGCUAGGUACUUGCGCGAGAAAGGUUACACUGUCACGAUUCUAGCUCGUGAGCUCCCUCACGAUACCACGUCCCAAUCCUUCGCCUCUCCAUGGGCUGGUGCAAACUGGUGCUCAUUUGCGCGUGGCAACGAAAAUGAGAAACGUCGCGACGCUUACACGUACAAGCAGUUCCAGGAACUAGCCAAGGAGCUACCCGAGGAUAUGCUUGCAUUUAUGCCUUUUACAUGUUAUGACGUGAAACCGAACGACAGUGAGACGUACUGGUUCCACAAGGAAUGUGGUGGCUCCGCUGCUGCCUUGGUUCCGGACGCGAGCCUUGUUGUGAAUGCCACAGGGUUAGGAAGUCAGGAUAUGCCGGAGGCGUCAGAAUCACUCGCAUAUCCUAUUCGGGGACAGACGGUACUGGUGCAUGCACCACGCUUCCGUGACAUGGAUACGGCUCAUUGUAUAAGCAAGAUUGGCUCAGGCGGUGCAUCUUACGUCAUUCCUCGUGCACGGAGUGGAUUCGUCAUUUUGGGCGGCACGUUCCAUGCGCGAGUGUCAAACCCCCUCACUCCUGACCCUGCUGUGACAGAGCGUAUUUUAAAGGAUGCCGUCCUCCUGGCACCUGAACUUCUGCCAGAGAACGUGGACGCACAUGAUCCGAAUGCGUGGAAAUCCGUCGAGGUCGUGGGAGUGAAUAUCGGCGUCAGACCUGCGCGUGAGGGUGGGGCUCGUGUCGAACUUGACUCCAAGCCAGUCUACGUCGGCCAUCGCCCAGUGGGUGUUAUUCACGCGUAUGGUAUAGGACCGGCGGGCUACCAAGCAAGUCACGGUAUAGCCGCUGAAGUAUGUGACUUGGCUGAAAAAUGGGAGAGUAUCUGCUCUUCUGAUGCUGGCGCUCGGGCCAAGCUAUAA